This is a messenger RNA of Chanos chanos (milkfish), 3015 nucleotides long. RefSeq names its product cadherin-related family member 5, related sequence (gene cdhr5-rs). The coding region runs from base 242 to 2659 and encodes 805 amino acids. NCBI's taxonomy places the organism in Eukaryota, Metazoa, Chordata, Actinopteri, Gonorynchiformes, Chanidae. The record is from RefSeq and is a predicted model, not a curated record. Gene Ontology annotation, cellular component: catenin complex; adherens junction; membrane. Gene Ontology annotation, biological process: cell morphogenesis; multicellular organism development; cell-cell adhesion mediated by cadherin. The transcript has 15 exons. Gene Ontology annotation, molecular function: calcium ion binding; beta-catenin binding; cadherin binding.
AAACACACAGUCUGCUCUCUCUCUUCUCCCUCUCUCUGAGGGAAAUCCGCUGCAUUUUGCACUGUUGCUGCCACUUUCCCUGGCAUCAGAGAUCUCAGUCACCUUGGAACGACAGGCAUGUGGCGGGGAAUGAGAGGGGCUAACAGAGGGACGAGGCAUAAGAUCCCGACUUCAAGAGGAUCAACCACUCAGUAACGGUCAGGAAAACAAACUGGUGCAAAGACCGAUAAAGAAUAGAAACAUGCUGGUGCCUUGGAAGUUGCGACUUUGCCUGAUGGCACUCAAUACAUUCUACCACGUUGUAACAGCCAACCUAUGCCUUGGAGGCCAGGAUAUUUUUGCAACAGUAAAAGAAAACAGUCCCACUGGGGAAUUUAUCGCAAAUCUCAGCAUUGCUGGUGACCCUGGAGCCAACAGCAUUCGCUUAUGCCUCACUGGAGCCAAUGCUGAUUGGUUCUUCCUCGAGGGCCGAACCAUUAGGCUAAACUCAUCCUCCUCCAGAGUCCUGGACCGAGAGGUUCAGGGAUCAGUUAUGAUGGCUGCACUAACCUGUUAUGAGGAUGACAUAAUACAGAGCGAGUAUCGGAUCAUGAUUGAGAUUCUGAAUGAAAAUGACAACAGGCCAGGUUUUCUACCAGAGACCAUUCAACCACGGUACAUAAGUGAGCUAACAGCUGUGAACUCAGUGGUGUUUACAGUCAAAGCCAAAGAUCCAGAUGGAGACACAAUCAUAUACAUCAUUGAUAGAUCAUUGCCUGAUGCCCACUAUUUCAGGAUAGACCUGCCCAACAGUGGAAAAGUCAUCCUGGACAAACCCUUGGACUUUGAGACAAAAACUCAAUUACAUGUGCUCAUAUAUGCAGUGGAAAUGAAUACAAAGGAGAAGUACAACAUCACAGCCACAGUGACAAUAAAUGUAGUAGAUGGUGAUGACCAGUAUCCACAGUUCCUGCCUUGUUCUCUCAUCUAUGAAGAUCAGAACCAUACAGUCUGCACCAGCCCUGUCUACACAGUUAACAUCACAGAGAGGGAGCAGAACACCAUACUUAAUUUCUCCCCUGGUCAAAUUUAUGCUGAAGAUGGAGACAGAGACCUGAUGACUCCCUUAAUCUAUGCUAUUCUAUCAGGUGAUGACAACGGUAGGUUUAUAAUUGACCAUGAAACUGGAGAGAUCACAAUAACACGGAGAGUAGAAAACAGACUGCUCACACCCUUAUUCAGACUCCGCAUCAUGGCUGCCCAAAUGAACGACCUAAAGAAAUAUGCUGUGGCAACAGCGCUGGUUCAUGUGGUGGCUGAAAAUCAUUACCCUCCUUACUUCAACAAAACCACAUACAAGGGUUUUCUCAUAGAGAACUCCAGUCCUGCUACACUGGUCUACACCUACGGCAACCAAGUCCUGCAGGUUCAGGUCAUAGACGGAGACUUCAAAGAUGGGGUUAAUCCCAAAAUUCAUUAUGCUCUUCAUCCUGUUGACCCCAGCACCAAGUUAUUCCAUAUCACCCAGGACGGCAUCAUCAUUGCAAAGACGGAUCACCUUAGAGCCUUUGACAGGCACAUUCUAGAGGUGGUGGCGACAGACCAAGAGUCAGGUGAUGUUGCCAAUGCCUCCAUUGAUAUUGAAGUUCUACAGCGAGGACAGCCCGUUCCCCGAAAUCCAUUUGGAGAGGAGCGACUUUUUGGAGACAUGAAUGCAGGGAUGGCUGGGGGUAUUGCUGCUAUGGUGCUGCUCUUGGCGCUCGCAGCCUUUUUUCUCUUAAUCCGGCUGGUCAGGAGACGGAGAGAGAGGCAGGAUCCUGCUGACAGAGGCUCAGUGGCCCUGGGAAAACACCCUAAUGUGGUCAACUCAGGACGGCCAAUACCCUUAAGGGAGGAGGCCGCAUACCACAAUGAGGCAUUCAUCGACCAUGAAGCCUCAAGCACCAGCAGUCUCCAUGGGAGACAAGGAGUCUACACCAAAAGAGAUGAAAUGCCUCCACCACCAGCUGGGUUGUACACUACCAGAGAGACUGAGAAAUCGAUGCCUCCAAAGGACAUGUUACCAAUACUUGUGAUUCCUGAGGCACCAUCUGCGGUGUCCAAUGGGAAGACGAUGGAUAAAUCUUUCUCUUCAAGGGACGAAACUGCAAAGAAGGAGAGACUAAAAGGCAAUGCAGGGGAAAACAAAACUAGUGCACAGGAAGAAAAAUGGCCAAGUGAGGAUAAACAAACAGAGAAAAUGGUGCUCCCAAAGAAUCAGUCCAUUAUUGUCACCAGGGCAGAAGUGACUGGCAUGGUAAGCAGUGAAAACAACCAGGACAUGGAGAAGAGUUCAGAAAACAGUUCUAGACCAAAAACAGCAGCAGGACAUAAAGAGGGUCAAAAAAGAAGGGAUGAAGGUGAGCAAGCUCAACAAAACGCACAAAAGUCCAUGCGCUCUGGAAUGUCUGUCAGUGAUGAGGAGGCCAGAAGAAAGGAGGGACCAAGCAACAAAAGCUUUUACCAAAUGAACAGAGCUGCCCAGGCUAACAGGGACAAACUGCAACAUGAUUCAGGAGCCAAGAGAAAUGACCAGACAUCAUCUAUAUCAGAUGAAGGCCCUGCUGUCAAAUUGACCCCUCAGCCUGAUCCUUCACAAGCUGGGCUUCUGUAUUUUGUGGAAGAUUCAAUUGAAUUUUAAAUUGAGGCAUUUAAAGAAAUGUAAAUAAGAACACAGAGGCAUCUCUCCAAAAAAUAAUGAAAACCCAACUUGGGAAAUAGAAUUGGGAAAGUUCCUCUUAAGUUUAUUUUGAGACAUAUGUGGACUAUGAGAAAAAAUGUUUUUUUUUGUGAAUUGUUAAUUAUGAGCCUUAACUGCACAUGCUGGAAAUUUGGGCAAUGGUCUUAAUUAGAGUGACACAUGGAAAAAAUUGUAUUACAACCACACAUUGUAAUAACAAAAACUAUUUUCCAUAUUAUUACCCAUAUUUGAAUGUAACCUAUGCAAAAAUCUGGCUUUAAACUCCUGUAAGUAUUAGUAAACUUUGAAUUACCAUU